Messenger RNA from Chaetura pelagica (chimney swift), 1183 nucleotides. It is a transcript of the gene AP1S2, whose product is annotated as adaptor-related protein complex 1, sigma 2 subunit. Bases 1 to 474 code for a protein of 157 amino acids. The transcript has 4 exons. Gene Ontology annotation, molecular function: clathrin-cargo adaptor activity. Gene Ontology annotation, cellular component: membrane coat; intracellular membrane-bounded organelle; AP-1 adaptor complex. NCBI's taxonomy places the organism in Eukaryota, Metazoa, Chordata, Aves, Apodiformes, Apodidae. Gene Ontology annotation, biological process: intracellular protein transport; vesicle-mediated transport. The record is from RefSeq and is a predicted model, not a curated record.
AUGCAGUUUAUGUUGCUUUUUAGUCGCCAGGGGAAACUGAGACUGCAGAAGUGGUAUGUCCCAUUAUCUGACAAAGAAAAGAAGAAAAUCACAAGGGAACUUGUUCAAACAGUAUUAGCCCGCAAACCGAAAAUGUGCAGCUUCCUGGAAUGGAGAGACCUGAAGAUUGUCUACAAAAGGUAUGCAAGCCUCUAUUUCUGCUGUGCUAUUGAAGAUCAGGACAAUGAACUAAUAACUCUGGAAAUAAUUCAUCGCUAUGUAGAACUUCUUGACAAGUACUUUGGCAGUGUAUGUGAACUUGAUAUCAUCUUCAAUUUUGAAAAGGCCUACUUCAUUCUGGAUGAGUUUCUUUUAGGAGGGGAAGUUCAGGAGACUUCCAAGAAAAAUGUUCUCAAAGCCAUUGAACAGGCAGACCUUUUACAGGAGGAAGCAGAGACCCCACGUAGUGUACUUGAAGAAAUUGGAUUGACAUAAAUCUUCACUUCACCUGACGACAUCUCAGUGUUUCAUACUGUAAAUGUUCACUGCCUUCAUUGUAAUGUUUAGCUAAUGGUGUAGGGUGCUGUUUGUCAGUAUUACUGUUUUGCUAAGCUGCUUCAUUCAGGCCUACAAGAAUACGCCUUUGAAAAGGAAACAAGAAAUUAAAGUCCAACAAUCAUAAAUGAAAAGGGAAUUAGAUUUAAAUUGACUCCCUGUCUCCCUUCACUGCAUUUAGAGGAAGAUUGCAUUUGACUUCAGUAAGUGUACUGUUUUUUUAUAAGCAAACUUUGACUUCAGGAAAUAAAUGUACCAUUAUGAUAUAGCAUAUCUAAACGAGAAGAAACCAUAUGGACAACUCCAAAUAUGAAAUGUUGUGGUGUAGAAAUUGUGUUUAUGCAACCAAAGACCUUUGUUCAUCUACAUUUUAGUCACCACUUGUGAUAAUGCAGCUUAUUUCAGUUAAUGCAUAAAGAUUGGAAAUACCUGUUUACUACUGAAUUUGUCAUUAUACCAAAGAAUCCUGUUAGGAUCUGCAUAUCAAACUGGUAAAAACUGUUAAGGUGAUACUGCAUUUUGCAAAAAAACUGCACACUGAUCAAACUUACUAGGAAGAAAGGUGCAUUUAAUUGUAGCAACCUUGAGCAAAACUGUGCAAGUUACUAAGUUACUGUACUAAAAAGGGAAUGCAUGUAGAAAAAGAAAA